AUGCAGUACUUCAUCUGGGAUGACAUCUUCGAUUGCGGCGCCUUGAAAUACAAUUCUGAGGGCGCAAAAUGCUACCGGCGAGCAAGCAUAAAAUAUUUUGAACACCAACUCCUAGACAGAGACCCGCCUGACCUGUCCCCGUUUACGCUUGAAUUGCAGAAAGCUUUACUAUGCUGGGAUGAAGUAGGUUCACACAUCCGUGAAGCUUGUUCAGAAGAAACUCGUGCGAUUCUUCUGGACCGCAUGGUUGAGUACGUUGCAAGCGUGGAUAAUGUCGACAGUCUGUACAAGAAUGGCACAAGGAUUCCUACCCUCCAGGAAUAUUGGGAGCGCCGAGAGUGUACGGCGGGUGUUUACCCGGUCAUUGCCACAAUCCCAUUCGCCUACGGCCUCAAUAUUACUAUAACCGACGUUGAGAAUCCUUACAUGAAGAAGCUGUGGAGACACACCUCUUAUCUGGUCCACAUAACAAAUGAUAUGUUCUCCAUGCGAAAAGAGAUUAAUGACAUGCAGAUCGAAAACCUCAUCCCGAUAUUGAUGCUAAAUAAAGGGAUCCAAUGCCACGACGCAAUGCAAGUGGGUUACGCAUUCGCAAUGGAAGAAGCCUCAAAGUUCCAACAGGUAGAGAACAUACUUUUACUACAGCCGGGUACAACCUCAGAGGUUAUUUCAGAUGCUUUUGUGAGGGGAUGCAAAGACGUCGUGAUGGGGCUCGUCCACUGGAGUUAUUCCGGCACACGAUACUUCCAAGAGACUGAGAUUGGUGAAGACCAUGUUAUUCGGUUCCAAAUUGAUAGUUCCCCAAGGGAUACCAAGGAAACAAAGUUGAAGGCGACCCGGUAG
Messenger RNA from Aspergillus nomiae NRRL 13137, 843 nucleotides. RefSeq names its product terpene synthase family protein. NCBI's taxonomy places the organism in Eukaryota, Fungi, Ascomycota, Eurotiomycetes, Eurotiales, Aspergillaceae. The coding region runs from base 1 to 843 and encodes 280 amino acids. The transcript has 7 exons. The record is from RefSeq and is a predicted model, not a curated record.